This is a messenger RNA of Arachis ipaensis, 3191 nucleotides long. NCBI's taxonomy places the organism in Eukaryota, Viridiplantae, Streptophyta, Magnoliopsida, Fabales, Fabaceae. The record is from RefSeq and is a predicted model, not a curated record.
ACCAUCUUCUUCCUUCUUUGUGGUGUGUAGUGGCUGUUUCGCCUUAGUUUUCGUUUUACAGAGCACAAGCUUCUCUCGACCAAAGGCUGUGACUUAAAACAUUUUUGGUUUUCUGAUCUGAAGAUAUGCUGUGAGAGAGUUGACAAUCGAAGCUUCAGGAUCGAUUUUUGCUCUGCUUCUUGCAUUUCCUAAGAAGAAAAGACUGUGCUGAAUUUUGAGUCAUCUGCAGGAUGGCUGCAUCUGUAAGUAAUGGUUUUGAGAAGGCCUUGAGGGAAAAUGGGGAUUGCAAAUUUCAUGCCCCGUCUGAGUACAAGCGACGUAAAGUUUCUGCUGUUCGUGAUUUCCCUGAAGGAUGUGGACCGUUUGCUCCAAGGAUUGAAGCAGUUUUAAAGUGUGAGGACAAUAGCCAGCAUCCUGAGUUACAUGCCAAAACUCUUGUCCAAACUACUGAUUGCAGUUUGAAUAAGGAAAAUCCAGUCAUCUCAUCUGAUCAAGUGGAUAGGCCUCCUCUGGUAAAUGACGAACCUGCAAAAAUGUUGCUGGCAGACAUGGAAGCUUUGGCAGAUACAGAGUCUGGAAGAGCUGUGAAGUUGUCUUCUCCAGUUGGUGAGGUGGCUGGUUCCAGUGCUUGGACGGAGAAUAUGCUAACUAGAAGCUAUUUUCCUCGAAGGAAAGUUUCAGCUAUUAGAGACUUUCCUGCUUUAUGUGGACGCAAUGCUCCAUCUUUGCUGAAUGAAAAUAGAGGGGUUGAACAGAACAUGACUGUAAAUAAUGACCACUUGAAAAAAGUAGCUGCCACUGAAAUGAAGGAAGCUGAAAAUAAUGCUCAAGAUGAUUCUCGCAAGAGAAAGCUUGUGGACAUAGUUUUAGCUGAUUCUGAAGGGAAUGCUACAGAGAAUGUGGAUAAGCAGGAUGUAUGUGAACCACCUAUUGGGAUAAAUAAGCAACACAAAAACCCCAGAGAAAAGAAAAUUGAACUUCCUACAGAGAUUGAUCAUCAUCAGGCUGAAAUAAAUUCUGGUGAAGCAGAAAAUGAGGAUGCUAUACCAGUUGAGAAGACAUUAGGAAUGGAAAUUAUAGUGUACCCUGAAGUCCAGGCUCUUGAGGCAAAGCCUUUGCGGGCUGUAUCAAACAGGAAAGUAGUGCUAGCGUUGAAGUCUGGGUCAGAAUGUUUUCUGAGGUCUAAUAAUGGUCCCUUCAAAUUUAAAAGUAUUGAUGGUGCAAAGGAAAGCAAAGGAAAGAAAGAUGAUGUCUUGGUACGGCUUGGCAGGACUAAGACUGCUACCAGGACUAAAGAUGGCAUACAUAAUUCUAGGUUGAAGCCUCUGAAGAAGAAAAAGGAAAAUGCUGCUUCCCAUGACAGAGGUCAGUUAGAAAUUUUGGACAAGGAUUGUGUUGAUCCUAAUCAAAAUGGUGCGGACUUUCAAACUGUCACAAAACCAUGUAGUUUCAAUGUCAAUGUUCCUCCUUUUGGUCAUAGUAAGUUGAGUGAUAAUGAGAAUGACUCAAAUGUUACUAGACAUAAAGUGCGGGAAACACUACGACUUUUUCAAGCUGUUUCUAGAAAGCUUUUGCAGGAACUAGAAGCAAAGAAUGAGAGGGGAAGGGUUGACUUACUAGCAGCAAAGGUCCUUAAGGAGAAGGGGAAAUAUGUUAAUGAAGGUAAGCAGAUCUUGGGAUCUGUACCUGGGAUUGAAGUUGGUGAUGAAUUUCAGUAUAGAAUUGAGCUUAAUAUAGUUGGCCUUCAUCGCCAAAUUCAGGGCGGUAUAGAUUAUGUGAAGCACAGUGGUAAGAUUCUUGCAACAAGUAUUGUUGCAUCGGGAGGCUAUGCUGAUGAUUUGGAUAAUUCAGAUGUAUUGAUAUAUACAGGACAAGGUGGUAAUGUGAUGAACUCUGACAAACAACCUGAAGAUCAGAAGCUUGAACGGGGAAAUCUUGCUUUGAAGAAUAGUAAUGACGAACAGAACCCUGUUAGGGUGAUUAGAGGUGCUGACUCAACAGAUGGAAAGUCCAAGACGUAUGUCUAUGAUGGACUCUAUCUGGUUGAGGCAUGUUGGCAGGAUAUGGGGCCACAUGGGAAGCUGGUAUAUAAGUUUCGGUUGCGAAGAAUCUCUGGUCAACCAGAGCUUCCUUUGAAGGAAUUGAAGAAAUCUAAGAAGUUCAAAAUGAGAGAAGGUCUAUGUGUUAAUGAUAUUUCUUAUGGGAAAGAGCGAAUUCCAGUAUGUGCUGUGAAUGUCAGAGAUGAUGAAAAACCCCCACCUUUUAAAUACAUAACCAGCAUGAUUUAUCCUGAUUGUGAUCUCAUUCCUGCAGAAGGAUGUGGUUGCAUUAAUGGUUGUUCUGAGUUGAGAUGUUCUUGUGUAGCCAAGAAUGGGGGUGAAAUCCCAUACAAUCACAAUGGGGCUAUUGUAGAAGCAAAGCCUCUAGUUUUUGAGUGUGGACCUUCUUGCAAGUGCCCUCCAACUUGCUAUAACAGAGUCAGUCAACAUGGCAUAAAAUUUCAACUUGAAAUUUUUAAAACCAGUACAAGGGGAUGGGGAGUGAGAUCCCUAAAUUCCAUUCCUUCAGGGAGUUUUAUAUGUGAAUAUAUAGGAGAGCUUCUCGAAGAUAAGGAAGCAGAACAAAGAACUGGUAAUGAUGAGUAUCUUUUCGAUAUUGGAAAUAACUAUACAAACAAUACUCUUUGGGACGGACUUUCGAACCUUAUGCCUGAUGCACAGUCAAGUUCUGGCGGGGUUUUGAUGGAUGGUUGUGGCUUCACCAUUGAUGCUGCACAGUAUGGUAAUGUGGGGAGAUUCAUCAACCACAGUUGUUCUCCAAAUCUGUAUGCUCAAAACGUGCUGUAUGACCAUCAUGACAAAAGGAUGCCUCACAUAAUGUUCUUUGCUGCUGAGAACAUUCCUCCCCUUCAAGAGCUGGCGUAUGACUACAACUACAUGAUCGACCAGGUCCACGACUCCGAUGGCAAUAUAAAACGGAAAGAUUGCUACUGCGGUUCUGUGGAAUGUACAGGUAGGAUGUACUGAGCCUUCUUGUCAAUAUCAAAGUUGUUAGGUAUGAUUAUGAACCAUAUAAGCGACCUUUUUAAGUACAUUAAUGUUACAUCAGACCACCAAAAUAAUGAAACUGUCUUGUGUACUUUUUCAAUCCCAUAGAUAUAAAUAUAUCAGAUAAGCGGGAUAUAUUAAGUA